Messenger RNA from Oryza brachyantha (malo sina), 1718 nucleotides. Its product is annotated as protein APEM9. The coding region runs from base 205 to 1299 and encodes 364 amino acids. The transcript is spliced from 7 exons. The record is from RefSeq and is a predicted model, not a curated record. Gene Ontology annotation, biological process: peroxisomal membrane transport. NCBI's taxonomy places the organism in Eukaryota, Viridiplantae, Streptophyta, Magnoliopsida, Poales, Poaceae.
GGAGGCGGCGAUCCCAUCCCAUCCCGCCGGCGCCGCCGCUGCCAGUCGCCGCCGUCAUCGGCCGUGCGGCUCGCUCCUCUCCUCUCCUCUCUGCCCGCCGCCUUCGAGGAUCCGGGCUUCGUUUUUUCGACCGGAGGAGACGCCCGCGCGCUUCUCCGCCGCCGCCGCCGCAGCCAUCAGCCGAAGCGGCGUGGGGAAAGAGAGAUGCUUCAGGCGGAGGCGGAGCGGGAGCUCCCUGCCAUGGGGACCUCAGCCCAGGAGCCGGAGCCGGUUCUCUGGAAGCAAAUUGACGAAGCCGAGCGCUAUCUGGUCAGUGGAUUGUUCGAGCAGGCCGUGUCCAUUGCCUUGUAUGUAUCCAGUAAAGUACAUUCGGCUGCUAUGCAAAGUUCAUGUGACCACGAUGAGCUUCUGGAGAUGCUUGAAUUAGCCGGUAUGGUACUUGUUCAGGCACUUAAAGAACUCAAGAGGACAUCUGAAAUGUUUAUUCAGCUUAAGACAAUCUAUGGUUCAGUGGCAUCAAUACCAUUGAAAAUUUUCAUUAUAGGGGCUACAAUGCAAAUGGCAGAAGGAUCUGUGUCUGAUCUUAGACCAAUCUUCGAGGAAUACCUUGCUAAAUGGAGAUAUACUGAUGAUCAAAUUUAUGUUUUAAAUGAAGGAAAGAACAGCUCCUCAAAUGGAUUGGUUGUUAUGUCAGUUAUGGCACCUGAACAAUAUUUUGAGUUGGCAGAACUGUAUACAGUAACAUUGCUUAGUGUUGUCUCUCAUGAUACGAAAGCUGCUAUCUCAUGGACUGAAAGUUCUGAGUUGAUGGACCAAAAUCGGCAGGACCUGUUGAAAAAACUUCAUGCAUUACAAUCGGCAGCUAAUCUGGGGGUAAAACCAUCAGAAUCAACAGAAAGAAACCUUAUCACUUCUCAGAAUGGCUCAACAUCACCAGCACAUGAGGAUGCUCCUAAAGGCUCAGCACCCAUGUAUAAUGGGAGUGUAAAUGGACUUAGAAAGGCCUUACCAAAAUCCAUUCAACCUCCUUUUCAACACGUCACAAAUCAAUUUGAUCCAUUGUUUUGGUGGUUUCAUUCAUUUCGCAUAAAACUUGGAAAGAUACAUGUGGUUCUACCAAGUGGUAAAGUUAUGUUUCUGUUUUCGCUGCUGUUCUCGACAAUGUACAUUCUACGGAGGAAAGGUGCUGCGUUGAAGAGGACUGCAUUCCAACAGCUUUCAUCUCUGAGACGGGCGUUCCUUGAUGCCCUGCAACUCGCCUUCUCCACCCAGAUGAAUCCACUAGCUGCUGUUCAAUAGGUGCCACAAGCCCCGCGUGGUAGCUGGUGAUAUACUGUAAUUAUUUUACAUGUUUAUGAAAUAUGACAGGUGUAAUACCUUAUUUUGUGCCACUGAAAUGCAAAGGCAAUUGUAAGGGAGCUGCUUAAUAUCUUCUCAAUGAUCCAGUUUUGGCAUAUCCAGUGCGAGACCAAUAUACGUCGAUUCUAUGUUGUUCUAGAGGUUUAGUCGGUUUGCCUCAGAUUGGGUUAAAAUACCUAUGCAGAAUCAGUUAUGUGUUCUCUGUUGAGCAAUGAGCCCACAAAGAAGGUAAUAAGACAAUCUUGUGAAGCUACCACAAAGUGGCUGUAGUUUAGUGGUGAGAAUUCCACGUUGUGGCCGUGGAGACCUGGGCUCGAAUCCCAGCAGCCACAAUAUACAUUUUUUUUUAUAAUUUUGCA